Lipotes vexillifer (Yangtze River dolphin) is the source of this 1026-nucleotide messenger RNA. RefSeq names its product leucine rich repeat containing 55 (gene LRRC55). Lineage: Eukaryota; Metazoa; Chordata; Mammalia; Artiodactyla; Lipotidae. Gene Ontology annotation, molecular function: voltage-gated potassium channel activity; transmembrane transporter binding; potassium channel activator activity. The transcript has 2 exons. Gene Ontology annotation, cellular component: voltage-gated potassium channel complex. The record is from RefSeq and is a predicted model, not a curated record. Bases 70 to 1026 code for a protein of 318 amino acids.
CCGAGCCCCACCUGCCAGGGCUCCGGCCCCUGAUGCAGCUGCCUUUCUGAGCCACUGACUCUUGAUUCCAUGGACACAGCCCCAGCCCCGAUGGGCUCCCUUCAGCACCGCUCUUGCCAGCAGCCUAAGAUGGGUGACACCUGGUCCCAGCUGCCCUGGCCUGGGCCCCCCCGCCCGGCCAUGCUGCUGGUCUCCCUCAUCUUGGCCGCAGGGGUGAUGCCCUCGGAUGCCGGCACCAGCUGCCCGGUCCUUUGCACGUGCCAUAACCAGGUGGUGGACUGCAGCAGCCAGCGGCUCUUCUCCGUGCCCCCGGACCUGCCGAGGGACACUCGCAACCUCAGCCUGGCCCACAACCGCAUCGCCGCCGUGCCAUCCGGCUACCUCACGUGCUACAUAGAGCUCCGGGUGCUGGAUUUGCGCAACAACUCCUUGGUCGAGCUGCCCGCGGGCCUCUUCCUGCACGCCAAGCGCCUGGCACACCUAGACCUGAGCCACAACAACCUCAGCCACGUGCCGGCCGACAUGUUCCAGGCCGCCCACGGCCUCGUGCACAUCGACCUGAGCCACAACCCGGGGCUGCGGAGGGUGCACCCGCGGGCCUUCCAGGGCCUGGCGCAGCUCCGGGACCUGGACCUCAGCUAUGGGGGCCUGGCCUUCCUCAGCCUCGAGGCUCUCGAGGGCCUGCCGGGGCUGGUGACCCUGCAGAUCGGCGGCAACCCCUGGGUGUGCGGCUGCACCAUGGAGCCCCUGCUGAAGUGGCUGCGGAACCGCAUCCAGCGCUGCACGGCGGAUUCUCAGCUGGCUGAGUGCCGGGGCCCCCCAGAAGUCGAGGGCGCCCCACUGUUCUCCCUGACCGAGGAGAGCUUCAAGGCCUGCCACUUGACCCUGACGCUGGAUGAUUACCUCUUCAUCGCCUUCGUGGGUUUCGUGGUCUCCAUCGCAUCCGUGGCCACCAACUUCCUCCUGGGCAUCACGGCCAACUGCUGCCACCGCUGGAGCAAGGCCAGCGACGAGGAGGAGAUAUGA